UGUUGCUGAAGCGGUUGCCGGGCAGCUUAAAGUCGCAGGAGGGAUGCCGGCCAAAGGUGUAGAUGUAGCCGGGCUCUCUCCGAGGCAGGACGACGGUCUCUAUCCGGCUAAUAUUGACGGUACUCACGAAGCGAGCAAAGACAGACUCGAGAUCAAACGCAGAGACGUAGGCAGUUUGCGUCUGCUGUGUUUCCUGUGUUUGCUGCAGUUGCGACGCCAUGAGGCCUGCUUGCGCUGCAAAUACCGAGGCUUGGAAAGGAGGCCUGACAAGCGGGCCUUGGCAAUGCGCACCUGCCGCAGAUGUACGACGGGACUCCGGGAGCAGUCAGAGAGAUGCAGAGCAAGGAAGGACGGGUCUAGGGUCGAUAUUGUUCUGGUUUCUGUCUUUUGUGCGCGACGCGACUCGAAACUUGAAAACGCGACAGAUGCAAGCCAAGGCUUAUAGCCAGCUAUCCGAGCAAGUCUAUGACAUCUACAGCAUAAAGUCACUCAGAUUCAAGCCAGAUCCAGUCGGUUUCUUCGUCUUGGCAUUCUGUGUCAUAGCCUUGAGCAGACCCUGCUGCCGCGCCUUCUUGCGCUCCUUGCUCUUGUUCUUCUCCUUGCCCUUCCCUGCCGGCCCUUCUGUCGUACUCGCCAGCCGAUCUCCAGCCUUGACCGGCCCUUUGGAGUCCAAUGGCGCCUUGAUGGCCGUUGCACCUGCCUGGCUCUCUUGUUUGAGCCGCCGCAGCGCCUGUUCACGCUGCCGGGCAAGGCAGGACGCCCGCGACGGCUUUUUGACGGGCGGCCGCUUCUCUAGAUAUCGACAUGCAGUGCAUAGCAGACCGGCUCGUUUGAUGAGUGUGUUUUCACCGUACUGACGGACGAGUGAACAUCUAGGACACACAUCGUGUAACGCAGAAGGAGAGAUGCCUAAUUGGCGAGAUCGUUCAGUAAGCGUACUCGAAGCAUAGCGUGACAAGGUCUGGUUAUUUGUGCGAUGGAGCAGAUGCGUAAGCUUCUCCAGAUGCCUGAUUUCCGCCUCGUCCAUC
Protomyces lactucae-debilis is the source of this 1028-nucleotide messenger RNA. RefSeq lists its product as uncharacterized. The transcript has a single exon. The record is from RefSeq and is a predicted model, not a curated record. Lineage: Eukaryota; Fungi; Ascomycota; Taphrinomycetes; Taphrinales; Protomycetaceae. The coding region runs from base 219 to 857 and encodes 212 amino acids.